This is a messenger RNA of Leguminivora glycinivorella, 2251 nucleotides long. Its product is annotated as GTPase Era, mitochondrial. The record is from RefSeq and is a predicted model, not a curated record. Bases 91 to 1125 code for a protein of 344 amino acids. NCBI's taxonomy places the organism in Eukaryota, Metazoa, Arthropoda, Insecta, Lepidoptera, Tortricidae. Gene Ontology annotation, cellular component: mitochondrial matrix. Gene Ontology annotation, biological process: ribosomal small subunit assembly. Gene Ontology annotation, molecular function: GTP binding; rRNA binding; ribosomal small subunit binding. The transcript has 5 exons.
AAAGUUUACACAAGUUGUUAAAGUUUAUUAUAUGUUAUAAAUUUAUUUCAGGUGUUAUUUGAUAUGUAACAACCACAUAUAAUUAGCAACAUGUCUACAAUCAUGUUGAGUGCUUUUCGUAUGACAUACAGUAAAGCAAUUGUCUGCCGCGCAGUGUAUUAUUCUUCACAGCCUGAAUAUGCGAGUAAAACAAUUAACAAAGUAGUGAACGUUGCCAUAAUUGGUGCUCCUAAUUCUGGGAAAAGUACUCUAAUCAAUAAUAUUGUUGAAAGAAAGAUAUGCGCUGCUUCGAAUAAAGUCCACACUACUACGAAACUUGUUAGGGUGAUGUGUUUUCAAAAUGACACUCAAAUUAUAUUUCUUGACACACCUGGAGUUGCCACUGAGAAAGAACAGAAAAGAUACAAGCUCCCAGACUCCAUGAUAAAUGCUUGUCACAAAAGCCUCCGAUGUGCAGACGUGAUAGGAGUAGUCCAUGAUAUCUCCAACAAGUGGACCAAAGACAACUUACACACUGAUGUACUCAACAUGCUGAACAGUGCUCAGAGCAUACCUAGUUUUCUGAUUAUUAAUAAAAUUGACAAAUUGGAAUCAAAAAGGCAGCUAUUAUCUGUAAUAAGGAAUUUGACCAAUGGGAUGAUUGCUGGGAACCCGGUGAAUGGCCCUGAGACUGAUAGCAGAAAAAAGAGAAGAGAAAGGGGUUAUAGCCACUUUUCUGACAUUUUCUUGGUAUCAGCUUUAAAUGGCGAUGGAGUGAAGGACAUUAAGGAUUAUCUCAUCAGUAAUGCUAAGCCUGCUUCUCUACACUACUCUCCAGAAGAAUGGACUGACCAAACGCCAGAAUCUUUAAUAGAGGAAGCAGUCCGUGCCAAGUUUCUAGAUUUCCUGGCUCAGGAGUUGCCUUAUAACCUCAAAAUUGAGCUAGAAUAUUAUGAAAACCUGGACGAAAAAAUUAUCUGUUCCGUCUCCGUAGAAUGCCCUUCAGACAGAAUAGCUAGACUUAUAUCUGGAGCUGGUGGGGGCAGACUUCAACAAAUCAAAUCACAAACUAGGAAUGACUUAGUAGAUCUUUUCAAAAAGCCAGUUGUUAUUAGUAUUCAAUUGAAAGUUAAACCUAAACUAUAAGAUUACUUUUUAGAAUUAUAAAUGUGUUUUUUUUUUUUCUUUGUUUCACUCUACUCAAAAUUUGAAUGAAACCUGCAAUAAAAUUAGGGUCUUGAGCAAAUUUUGUCACUAGCCAAAAGUGGCUCAUAUAAUAUUCGAUUUCAUAAAAUUUUUGAUUCUGAUUUCAGCGCCUGUAUCUUGUAAAAACUAUUUGUAUUUUCUAAAAAAGUUGUAAAGCAUAAAUAUUCAUAGCCAUCCUUUUUAGCAAAAUCUCGCGCCAUCCUAGAAAGAUCCUAACCCUAGGCAUUGACGUAGAUAUCUAUGGCCCUGUUUUUUAACGUGCUGCGUCAAAAAUGACAUGUUGUGUGAGAACUGUAAAUUUUAGAUAAAUAUUGUUAAAAUAACAUAAUAUAUUUUUUAGUAGCACCAGAAGAGUAAUUUAAAAUGAAGUGCCCUAAAUGCUGUAAAGGCUGUAAACUGCUCGACCGACUGUGCGUGGCGCCAGCCUGCUGCUGGGUCGUAAACCUGAGGACCGGGAGUCUCAUCGUGGCCUAUAUCGUUAUCAUACCUCUGAUCAGUAUGACUGUGGCCCUCCUAUUUUUUACGUUCGAGUAUGAAGACAAACCAUUUUCAUUGAUGGAAGCCGGUGCUCUGUACUGUAUUUUCUUAGUAAUGUUGAUUAUGAGUGUUCUUCUACUCAUCGGCAUAUAUACACGGUCUCGGUGCCUCCUAGCAGCAUACGCCUGGCAUAUCAUACUUCACAUAAUCAUCAUGGUGAUAUUCUUCGUUUACGGAGUAAUGCGUUUCACGUCGCGGGGUAUUGUAACCGGUGGUUUGUUAUUGAUGUGUACAUUUUUAUUAGCUAUUUUAUAUGUAACGGCUUGUUAUCAUUUUUUUCUUGUUGUAAAUUCUUAUAGAAUGAAAAUGAUACCAGUACAAAAUGUUUGAACAUUGAUUUAUUUUUUUUCGUUAGUUUUUAUGUUCUCAUUUCUUAGUAAGCACACUAAGCAAAUGCCCUCGCGCGAAAUUGCUUUAAAACAAACUGCCUCUUUUAAAACAAAGUAGUCAUCUUCCUAUUUGAGUAUUAAUACUAUUAAUAUUACCUAUAUGAAAUAUAUUGUGAUUUUUUAAAUACUGUGAUGGUGCU